Otolemur garnettii (small-eared galago) is the source of this 1155-nucleotide messenger RNA. It is a transcript of the gene TEX11, whose product is annotated as testis expressed 11. Gene Ontology annotation, biological process: reciprocal meiotic recombination; synaptonemal complex assembly; male meiosis chromosome segregation. Gene Ontology annotation, cellular component: central element. The record is from RefSeq and is a predicted model, not a curated record. NCBI's taxonomy places the organism in Eukaryota, Metazoa, Chordata, Mammalia, Primates, Galagidae.
AUGGUUCAUCCUAUAAGGAAUGGACAACAAGUUGUGGCUGGAAAAACCUUGGAAUAUUUAGCUCAACAUUCAGAAGACCCACAAGUCCUUACAGCUCUAAAGUGUUUGUUUCAUUUUGUUCUUCCAAAAGUUUAACAAAUGCCAGAAUCUGAAAAUAAAAAGAAAGAAAUGGAAAGACUUCUGACUUGCUUGACUAUAGCACUCAAGAACCUUGCUCAGGCUUUUGAUGGAGAAGUCUCAACUUUGGAUUCCAGGAUUAAUGAAGCAUGGUUUCAAAAAACAGCUUGGAACUUGGCUGUGCAAUCUGAUAAUGACUCAGUGACAGUGAGAGAGUUUUUCACACUUUCUUAUGAACUGUCCCAGUUUUGUCCUUCUGAUCAAGUAAUUCUGAUUACACAGAAAACCUGUUUACUUGUUGCACCUUCAGUUGAUCUAGAGCAAGGGAGAAAAGCUUCAACUUUUGAACAGGUAAUGUUACUAAAUUGUGCACUUGAGCAGAUGCAUAAAUGCAACAAAAUCUGGAAUCACUUGAAACAAACAGGGGACUUCUCAAAUGAUCUGUGUGAGACAUUGCUUCUGCUGUACGAGUUUGAAGUUAAAGCCAAACUGAAUGAUCCAUCACUGGACAGCUUCCUGGAACCAGUGUGGGAGCUAACUCAUUUAGAAAGUAAAACAUUUGAAACAAUCGCAUCAUUAGCAAUGGAAAAACCUACAUACUAUCCUUUCAUCACUCUCAAAGCCGAAAGGGCUUUAUUGCUCCACAAAAAACAAAAAUCAAUUGAUGUUUUGAAAUACAGCAAACGUAUGCACAACUUGGUUAACCUCUUAGUGCCAGAUGGAGCAUCAAGUACAGAGCUCUGUCCCCUGGAAGACAUUUAGAGAUAUUUUGAAGAUACUCUGAGCCUUAUUUUCCACACUGAAGGCUACCCAAAGCCAGAGAUUCUCUGGAUGAUGAUCAAGUCCUGGAAUACUGGAAUAUUUAUGUACAGCAGGAAAAAGUAUGCAUCUGCUGAAAAAUGGUGUGACUUGGCCUUGCAUUUCCUUGAUCACCUUGGCUCCCUCAAGAGAACCUAUGACACUCAGAUGAAUACUCCCUAUGGUGAGCUCAUGGAAGCAGUAGAUAAGAACAAGGACUCACUUUUCUGUGAAGAGUGA